AUGGGCUCUAAGAAAAAGCCUCGUGCAUCAGCAAGCCGAGCAUCGGUCACCUCAGCGGCCUCUUCGGUAUCGCGAAAGGUGUCCAAGGUCACGAAGUCAGUCAAGGCUGGCGCAAAAGCACUCAUGCGGCCUCUCAAAAAGGCUCGCUCUGCUCUUUCGAAGAGCAGAGUGAGCCUUCGAUCUCACUCCUCAUCUAGUGCAAUGUUGAUCAACGAGACCUCGAGCAAGCCUGUGUCCGUUAUCGACAUUGACCUAGAUGAUGUCACUGAAGCGGCAUCAUCCCAGGUGGCUAAUGAUGAAGAAUCACCUGAAGCGGAACUUGCUCGUCUGCAAGCUUCAUGGCGCUCCCCGGUCUACUCCUUCUUCAAACUUGCAGAGGUUUCAAUUGACUACGAUGAUGAAGGCAGGAAGUACCACUUCUUCCCGUGUGCCGCUCGGCAGUGCAAGAACAAGUACAAAGGCGUGCGUCGCUACCAGGAUUCCAAGGACAAGUCUUCAACAUCAAACUUGAAGACUCAUGCUAUGAAGUGCUUUGGCACGGCAGCAGUGGCGGCCGCUAUUCAAGGGAAGUCCGAUACAGGCAAGGAUGGCAAUGCCGAAGUCCGGGCUCACCUUGUCAAGUGGCUCACGGAGAGCAAUCGUCCAAGCACUAUUGUGGAGGAUCGCGAGACUGUGUCACGUGAUAUACAUGCAUCAUUUGAUCGAUGUCAGGAACGGAUCAAAAAACUGCUAAAGGAGCAUCCGGGUAGACUUAAUUUCGCAACCGACGCCUGGACUUCGCCGAAUCAUCGUGCGUUCAUUGCCUGGACAGUCCAUCUGGAAUAUGAAGGCUGCCUGCUGUCGUUUGUGUUAGAUAUCAUCGAAGUUCCUGAAUCUCACACGGGGGAUGCUCUCGGAAAAGCUUUUCAUAAUAUGCUGGUUGACCUGGGCAUUGAAGAGAGAAUACUUGCUUUUACCGGGGACAAUGCGACAUCAAACGACACUCAGUCCACUAAGCUCGAUGAGCUGCCAAAUUCCUUUGAGGAAGCUAAUCGGGUACGGUGCUUCAAUCAUACCCUCAAUCUUGUGGUCAAAUCGAUUUUGAAGCCGUUCAAUCACAAGACGAAGGACCAGGGGGCUUCUAGUGAGCUGAGCGAUGAAAACGAUGAUGACGAACUGCCAGAUCUCUUGUCAGACUCGGACGACAGCGACGAUGGUGGCGACGAUGAAGGGGAGUCAUGGGACCUCAGCAACUUGGACGAUCCUGAAGAAGUGGAUGAACUGGAGGAGCUCGAUGUUGAGGAGAAGAGUAUACUUCUUGCAGACACUGCUGCAGUGCGAUCAACAUUAGUAAAGCUCCGGGGUCUCGCUUAUGCAAUCGUACACUCUACGAUCGUCGCACUACCUGCGUGGUACAGAGCGUGCAAGGCUCACGGAGUCCCGAGCUGCCUCAUCCCUCGCGACGUUGUUACGCGAUGGAACUCCACCCACACUAUGAUCGCAUUUGCACUCAAAUACCGUCAUCCUAUCGAUGAUAUCAUGGGCAACAAGGCACUCAAGCUAUGCAAGUAUGAGCUUCACAACGAUGACUGGAGGAUCCUGGAAGACCUCGUUCACAUUUUAGAGGUGUGCUGA
This is a messenger RNA of Sparassis crispa, 1614 nucleotides long. RefSeq lists its product with no specific name. The record is from RefSeq and is a predicted model, not a curated record. Lineage: Eukaryota; Fungi; Basidiomycota; Agaricomycetes; Polyporales; Sparassidaceae. Bases 1 to 1614 code for a protein of 537 amino acids. The transcript has 9 exons.